Molecule: messenger RNA, 7443 nt
Organism: Fonsecaea erecta
Lineage: Eukaryota; Fungi; Ascomycota; Eurotiomycetes; Chaetothyriales; Herpotrichiellaceae
Exons: 1
Coding region: 1-7443 (2480 amino acids)
Biological process (GO): phosphatidylinositol phosphate biosynthetic process
Cellular component (GO): fungal-type vacuole membrane; endosome membrane
Molecular function (GO): metal ion binding; 1-phosphatidylinositol-3-phosphate 5-kinase activity; ATP binding
Source: RefSeq, a predicted model, not a curated record
AUGCCUCCCUCUUCCAUUGCUUCCAUGCCACCGGAUAAGGACAAGGACGUCCAGAGAGACAGGGAUAGCCCUUCCGCCUCCUCCAUCUUCCUCCCCCUUGGGAGAAAGGCCCGUCGAGAUUCCAGGUCAUCCUUGUCCCACGAUCUUGACCAAGAUGCCCUCAAUCACGCCCUCAACAGCAUCCACACGGCGGCAUCUCAGUCAAACCACUUGACAGUCUUCAACGACUAUACCGACCCUCCGACCGCCUCUGAGACGGAGAACAAAUCUUUAGCGAGUGAAAUACAAGGGGGCAUAUCGGGUUUAUACAACAAGUUGAGGGCGACUGUGGGCGUUUCCAAGGACGGUGAAGACCAUCAUCAAGAAACGCCCACGGCUCUCUCUUUGGUGGACGAUCGUGCCAGCUCUAAACUCAGUUCUGGUCUCACAUCCAAGGCUCAGUCACCACGCCUGACAGCCUCAGACGCCACCCUUCCAACCGAUCCAGCUCCGUCAAAGGUGUCGUCGAAGGCUACCAGCAUUACGAAACCCUCCAUUCCCUCCACUCCGGCUCUCCGCUCACCCACCGGCCCUCCACCGCCUUCUUCACACCUUGCUGACCCUUCGGUCACCUCAGUCAAUAUCCAUGCUGUUGGCUCCGCGAAUCAUUCAAGGGCAGGUUCUGCGUUCGAACUUGAUUCGCCCCACGAGCGGAGUUUGGCAGCGUCCACAGACAGCGAAAGUCUCCGUAAAGCUCUCUCCAAGCAGGGAACCGAGACCUCCUUUUCUGAGAGGGGAAACAAGCUGCUAACGUCGCCUCUUCUAAGUGCCCGGGGUGUGCCCGCCUCCCACGAUCGAGGGCUAUCAACGGCCUCAAAUCAAAGUCACUAUAGUCUUGGUGAUGGCGUGGCUAGCCCGCCCUUGCUGGCUUCGCCUCAAGCGGAGCGGUCGACCACCCGUGUGGUGGUUGCGAAUAGACAAGACAAUUCUUCGCACCAGAGGCAUAUCAAUCCCUUAGACCUCUUGGCUGAGAAUGCCGCCAACACGACGAAUACCUCCUCUUCCUCUCAAGGCAAGCCCAGCGACCCUUCUGGCCUGAAAUCACCCCUGCUGUCGACGUCGGAGCACAGACCCUCCGAGAAGCUUACCCCCAAGAUUAGCCAGUCAAGAUUGCCAGGUUUCUACGCCUCGCGGACAACUUCAUCGGAAUCAUCAGUCUCGGCUGGCCUGUUACGUGCAAAUCUUAACCAUGCCGAUGACGAUAGGCGUAGUAUCGUCAUAAAUCGCACCCCUCAAGCAAGACCGCUAAGCAAACUGCGCAGCAAGUUGCUGAGCAAGGAAUUUUGGAUGCGAGAUGAGAAUGCGAAAGAUUGCUUCCAUUGCGGCGAGCAGUUCACGACAUUCCGGCGAAAGCACCACUGUCGCACGUGCGGCCAGAUUUUUGACAGUAAAUGCACGGUUCUCAUCAGUGGAAGCCAUUUUGGGUCCAACAGUGCCGUCCGAGUCUGCAAACCGUGCGAGUCGAUAAUCACUUCCCACGAUGACGACUCUUCUGAUUAUUCGGCCGAAGAUCUGGCUUUGACGGAGUCGACUGCUCGGCCACGGACCCCUGAACCCGCUCUUUUUACCCGCGGCCUCUCCCGAUUCGAGGAUGACAAUACUUCGGUCACCUCGCAGUCCCUCGAACAAAUGGCCAGGACGCCCACAAUGAGCUUUCCAGUGCGACGAGCUUUCGACGGUGCCAACCGCAACUCCGCAGUGCUAGAAUUCGAUACAACCGACCGACCACUCCCUCGACCGAGCUCUUCCAGGUCGUUGAAAGCAACUCAUUCGAUUGGUCACGGCCACAAGAGGCACCACUCCAAGCACCAACACAUUCGCAAUUACAAGGCCUACCAUGAGGACAGAGCACCUUUCCAACGUCGUGCUGCCGACGACGGACUCAAGGCUGGCAAAUCUUCAGCUUUCCACCGGGAUAGCAUCAUUGACCCUGACCUUGCACAAUAUCUUUCGGAUGAUCCUUCGAGCGAGGAAGACCAAUCAAUCAACGAAGCCCUGAACCAAGAUAAAUUGUCCCGUAGCGAACCUGACAGCGACAAGAGCGCGAUAGGCGGUCUUUUGGCGGCCGUACGCAAGGGCCGUUCUCGCCUUGGGGAUCGGAGCAUCGCUGGAUUUCUCAACCUGGGAAAAGAAGCGGACGAAGCUAGUGUCCUAAGUUCGCGCAACGUCGAGGCACUUAGAGGUUCUCGGAAGCGAAACCUUAGCGUUUCAAGCAGUAUCCAUCGCGGAACACCAAGAACAACCAGAGAGCGCCUGCAGCUCAUCAUCCCCGGAAAUCAAGAUGAUCUGCAGGACAGUCUAGGAGACUCAGCGAGCAUCUACCGUGGCCAUUCGAGGAUGAUCCGAAGUGCGUCUAUGCACGGGGUGGCUGCGCCAGCCAUGGAACUUAAUCGCGCCAGUAUUCAACAUGUGCAUAAAAUGCUUCAACAGCUCCUCAAAGAUGCGGAUAUACCCAAGGUCCAAAGUUGGGAGGACGCUCUCAUUCCGAUCUUGCUCAAAGCGACCGACGACGUCGACCCAGAUGUUCAGGGCGGAGAUGACAUAGACAUUCGAAACUAUGUAAAGCUCAAAAAGAUUCCCGGCGGCAAACCGGGUGACACUGCAUACAUCUCUGGCUUGAUCUUCACGAAAAACGUGGCCUUGAAGAGUAUGGCUCGGUCCCACACCAAUCCCAAGAUCUUAAUCAUCACCUUCGCGCUCGAAUAUGCCAGACACGAGCAGCAUUUUAUGAGUUUGGAUCCGGUAAUCAGACAAGAAAAGGAGUAUCUUGCCAAUCUUGUUGGCCGCAUCGCCGCGUUGAAGCCAGAUGUCCUGUUGGCUCAGCGCAACAUAUCUGGGCUCGCUCUUGAACUCCUUGAAAAGGCAAACAUCACGACUAUUUUCAAUGUAAAGUCGUCAGUUCUCGAAGCUGUAUCACGCUGCACGGAGGCUCGCGUCGUCCAUUCUAUGGACAAACUGACCUCCUUGUCAGAUCCGUUUGGUCGCUGCGACUCCUUUGAAGUGAAGACUUUCGUGGCCGAUGGGCGAAGGAAAACCUACGUCUAUCUCUCGGGUUGCCCCCCUCAGCUUGGGUGUACAAUUGCACUCAGAGGCGCCGACCGACCGACCUUGUCCAAAAUCAAACGUGUCACCGAAUUUAUGGUGUACGUGGUCUAUAAUUUGAAGCUGGAGACCUGUUUGAUGAGAGAUGAAUUUGCCUUGAUACCUAGCGCACCUACUGCUAACACCUCUGAAACAACGGUCAACGGCCAACCGAAAACUGCGGCAAAUGAGAACGAAGGGACAUCGCAAGAUGCUAAUGGGCACACGGAAAAAGGCGACAGCAAUGCCGUCGAAUCUGGCGACGUCUCGAACGCAGAAAUCAUUGCGUUGGAAAAGGAAGUCCGUUUUGCUCAGGCAGUCAGGACGGAUAGUGCAGAUUCGGCGCCCAUACCAGAUGACAUUCCUGUCCCUACGUUUUAUGAAGACCUGGUCCUUAAGCAUGAAACCCGCAUCCUUUCGGCCUCGCCAUUCGUCAAAUUCAUGCAGCCAUAUCUUCUGAUGCGUGCGAGAGAGUUGGAGAGACGCGUGGCGUUUCUCAGGCGCCUCCGAGAUCAGGAUCUUUCUGCUGAACAGACGAUGGAAGAUAAGGGCAAGACUUCCAAGUUCACCUUGAUUCAGCCUGAGAUGGUUCAUAGACAUCUCGCCGGGGCCAGCAAGAAGGUUCGGGAGAUCAUUCAUGCGGUACACGACGCCGAGUACGACAAGGCAGUCUACAACUACGAGAGCCAAAAAAAGCAAUGGGAAACCUAUCUCUCAGGGAACCGCAAUCUCUUUGACCCUUUUGCUCACCAGAACAUUGUCGUUUUGUUCAGCCUAGUUUCCACAGAGACGUCUGUUCCUUGCUCCGGCCCGGAUCUCCUUGCCUUUAGCUUCUACAACGAACACGAGACCGAAGCUGAGUUCGAGGCAGAUUGUACUCUGGGGCAAUACGUUGAGGAUUUAUGUUACCGGGCCAAUGACAUUUGCCCUUCCGACGCCUGCGAAAAGAAAAUGCACGAACAUCAUCGACAGUACGUCCAUGGCGAAGCGCAGAUCACUGUCUUCGUACAACCCUAUCCAUCUAAGAUGCGUGGCUUCCAGGAUGUGAUUUUAAUGUGGAGCCAGUGCAAGGUCUGUGGUGUAGAGACCACUGUGACCCCAAUGUCCACAAGCACUUGGAAAUAUUCAUUUGGAAAGUAUCUGGAACUCUCAUUCUGGAGCGCAGAUCUCCAUGCUCGGGCUGGUAUUUGCCCGCAUGAUCUGCAUAGAGAUCAUUUCCGAUACUUUGGAUAUAAGGAUUUUGCCCUUCGAGUGCACUACGACCCGAUCGACCUCCUCGAGAUUAUUGUGCCACGGAUGAGGCUGACCUGGAAAAUCGACAACGACCUGAGGUUUCGCAAUGAUUUCUAUACACGCUUAGAACAUCGCAUCACGAAAUUUAUGGUAUCUGUCAAGCUUCGUCUGAAGAACAUCAAUGCAGAGGCAGUCUUGCCUGAAAUGGCUGACGCAUGUCGGGCGGAGAUCGAACGGUUGAUGAAGAAAGCAAAUGAAGAACACGCAAGCCUCAUCAAACAACUUCAGGAACGAUAUACAAACACGAGGUAUUGGGAGACAAUCCCACUCAAUGCUGUUUUGCGGGCUACGCAAGAGAAAGUGUCCGAAUGGGACGAUUCGUUUGCAGAUUUCGAAAGAAAUUACUUCCCCUCGGAGACGGAUAUUCACCGACUUGCAACCCUACAACUUAAGAAGAUCUUUCUCGACCGCGAUGUCUCGGUGGCGUCUUUAAAGUCCGAUGACGAAGGGACGACGACCCCCCCAGCAGAGGAGGUCACUGACGAGAAGGGGGAGGUUGGAGAGACACCAACAGAGGGGCGGCGGCCCAGUAAGCUUUCGCCUGAGAAAACGCAGAGCUUUCUGCAAAGCGUCCUUGAGGAGCACGCUACGACCCCGGCGGAGGAGAUCGGCAUUUCAGCAGUGCCAGAGAUCACCAAGUCCGAUGUGCAGAGCCUGCCUUCCGUUUUGGACGGUCCUCGUAACGUUGAAGAUGUGAAGCACCUUGAUCUGGCGAUAGCGUCCCCAGCUCAACAGCCAGUCCUUGUUCCGGAAGAUAUGCCUUCACCGAAGUCAUUGACUUCCACCGUGGAUCCCACACGCGAUGACAAGCCACCUCAAGCCACGAUCAGCAGUCCCGACCGUGACAAAGUUGAAGUUUCCCCGGACACCCCAGAGAUUGUUAUCUCCGCUCAGCCGACUCAGCCAAUAGAUACGCCGCAGCCCGGCGUCCACGGUGCCUCUCCAACCACUGUUCUACGGAGGCGCAUUGAUGGAAAAUCUUCACCAGGGCUCACUCGAGCUCACUCGCAGCCUGCUGGCGCUGUCACCCUUCGCUCAACAGCCGCUCAGGCGAACUCGAGUACUUUGUCGGCUGUCAAUGCGAUAAACGGCUUUCCUAAGCAGAGUCCCGCAUUAUCCGCUCACAGCGGCGAUACCGAUCUCAGCAUCCCGGACAAAAAACUCUCUGAGCGACUGGGCUUUUCACAUCUGAAGAAUAAGACCUUUUCCAAAAGCCAGUCGCUGAUCCCCCGAGCUGUCACAAAUCGUAAAGAGUCUAGGGUCUCCAACCUUGCCAAACACUUCGAGCAGCUCAGUCGCGAGUUCGAGAGAGAGCGGAUCCGUGAGAGAAGAUUACGCAAUGCAAGGAAUAUGCAGUCGAGGGUGUAUCCUCUGGCAGCGUCGAAACCCAUUGUGGAGGUAUUCAAGGACGUCGAUGUGGCUGUAGAUGAACGUGGUGAUUCCGACGAUAUCUUUGACAAGGAUGACGAACCUCCAGUGGAGACGGAGAAGAGCUCGACCACCGCCGAAGGCAUGGCCAAGAUUGGCCAGCCGGAGCCGGACGAGGGGGAGCUCCAUGUCGAAGAACCGGCCACCGACACCGCGGAGAACGAGACCGACGUCCCUUCUUCGAGCCAUGCACCUUCGGAAGCAGAGGAACAGAGUGAUGUUGAUGAAGCGGAGGAGGAGAUCUUUCUUCCGGAUUCGCCUGAAGAUCUAAUGCGGAUGUCCCAAGACGACAUUGACCUCAAGGAGCUUCCGAAGCAUGAGCGGACCUCGUUGAUGAAGAUGCUCACCAACUUCUGGGCUGAACGGUCCUCGAGCGGUUGGACCAACCUCGAAUAUCCUCUGGGGGGAUCUGAGCACAUCUUCGCCGAUUGCGACAUCGUCGUGCGUGAGGACGAGCCAAGUUCCAUCAUUGCCUUCGCGUUAGAUUCGCAUGAUUAUACGACGAUGCUUCAGAACAUGCAGAACCGCCCCCCACAAGAGGAGUUAGCCCAUGAUUUUCCUGGACAUGACCAUACUGACGACUUGCAAACCGAAGUUAUGCACUCGCUCCUUCGCAAGACUGGGACGCAUCUCAAAUACCAGUUCCAAGAAGGGCCAGCCAAGAUGCUCUGUAAGAUCUUCUUCGCGGAGCAAUUCGAUGCCGUGCGCCGGAAAUGCGGCGUCGCGGACCGAUUUGUCGAAUCACUCUCCCGAUGCCUCAAGUGGGAUUCCAAGGGUGGCAAGACCAGGUCUCUAUUCUUGAAAACCCUCGAUGAUCGGUUCAUCUUGAAGUCACUGUCUCCGAUCGAAACGCAGUCUUUUCUCAAGUUCGCGCCAAACUACUUCCAGAUCAUGUCGGAGGCCUUCUUCCACGAGCUGCCCUCGGUGAUCGCGAAGAUGUUUGGAUUCUACCAGAUCAUUGUUAAAAAUUCCGCUACGGGUUUGGAGUACAACUGGUUCCUCCUGGUGAUGGAAAACCUGUUUUAUGACCGCGUCCCUACCCGCAUCUUUGACUUGAAGGGAAGCAUGCGUAACCGCAAGAUGAAUGCCACAGGUGAGAAGGGCGAAGUUUUGCUGGACGAGAACAUGGUCGAAUUCAUCUACGAAUCGCCUUUGUUUGCUCGCGAACACAGCAAGAAACUUUUGAGGUCGUCUGUCCACAAUGACACCUUAUUCCUUGCGCGCCAAAAUGUCAUGGACUAUUCGCUCAUGGUGGCGAUCGACGAGAAUCGGAAAGAGCUCGUUGUGGGUAUCAUUGAUUGUAUACGCACUUAUACCUGGGACAAGAAACUCGAAAGCUGGAUCAAAGAUCGUGGCCUUGUCCCAGUCCGUGGGGGAAACAAGAACAGACCGACCGUUACAUCCCCCCGGGAAUAUAAACGAAGGUUUCGAGAGGCGAUGAAUCGAUAUGUCCUGGAGGCGCCUGAUUGCUGGCAUCAAUUCAAACCGGUGCGGGUGGAGAGGAGAUUGUUGGAAGGCAGAGGUGAGAAGGAUGUCGGUGGAGCAGAUGUCGGACGGGAUCAGGAUGGAGAGAAGGACAACGAAGUCCAGCUUUUCUCUUGA